AUGGAAAAAGUCUGGUUCAAGCUCCGUCAGAUUGAUUAUCCCCCCGCCCAAGAGGACGCCAUCCUCAGCGGCGACGGCGAUGAUUCGAUUGCCCCUCUCUGCCUAGGCCACUUCAUCUCCAACCUCAAAACCCUCGACUUCCCUCUCAACCAUGGUUCAAUCCUCCCCUUUCCGCCACGCAUGCGCGUCUUUUGCAACAGUACCCUCAACUUUACAUGGGAUGAUGCCAGAUUAAGAUCCCCCGGUACAAAUCUCGCUGCGGGGGCGCCGAUACUCGCAGCUACGGGCGUUACAGCUAAGACGAGUCUGCAGUUUGCUUUCAUGAAGACUGUGGAGAGUCAUGAGGAGUAUGAUCGGUUGGAUACGUACAUAGUACAGCCUACGAAGGGGUAUAUCAAGGAUUGUCUGGAGCAAGACCAAUUAAAAGCCCAUUACCAGGGAAAGGUCUCUUGGUCCAUGUUUAUGAUCACAGGUAUCAAAGUCGCCCGUGCGGGGAAGCGUGAAGCGCACGAAGAGACCAACAUUGCAGCCGACAUUGGUCCAGAACUUGACCUUCCGUUGGUUGCUACAACGAGAGCCACAGCCACCAAUCAACGCAUCGCCUCCCAGCGAGUUUCUGGAGAGCAUCCUGGUGAUUUCAUCUGGGCUGUCCGUCUUGCCAAGAUCCACAAAGGAUUACUGAUGAAGGACUGGUCAGUGGACCCGUAUAGCAAGAGAGCUACGUUUGCAGCUGGGGAUGAGUGUGAGCUCAAUGUCGAGGACGUAUUGUGCGACGAAGGCUUGGAGGGCUUCACGGUCGUCGAAGAUGAUGCAAUCGACGAAGUUGUUAUUUUGGAUGGAAACUCAACAAACUAG
Fusarium subglutinans is the source of this 855-nucleotide messenger RNA. RefSeq lists its product as uncharacterized. Lineage: Eukaryota; Fungi; Ascomycota; Sordariomycetes; Hypocreales; Nectriaceae. The coding region runs from base 1 to 855 and encodes 284 amino acids. The record is from RefSeq and is a predicted model, not a curated record. The transcript has 2 exons.